This is a messenger RNA of Corythoichthys intestinalis (scribbled pipefish), 880 nucleotides long. RefSeq names its product SPC25 component of NDC80 kinetochore complex (gene spc25). The transcript is spliced from 7 exons. The record is from RefSeq and is a predicted model, not a curated record. Gene Ontology annotation, biological process: chromosome segregation. Lineage: Eukaryota; Metazoa; Chordata; Actinopteri; Syngnathiformes; Syngnathidae. Gene Ontology annotation, cellular component: Ndc80 complex. The coding region runs from base 148 to 828 and encodes 226 amino acids.
AAACACCAAAGAAGAAGAAGCAGCAGGUCCCGCCUCUGUACUUCCGGCUAACUUAAAAACAAACAAAGCGCGAAAUUUUGAACCAAGUGAGCAGACGGGCGUCCGAGUUUAACUAUUUUAACAAGCAUCUCUUCACGCGUUCUAAACAUGGCAUCAAUCAAGGAUUUCAACUCAACUCUUAGUUUUGCCCAGGCAAGGGAUGACGUAUACAACACAGUGAUGAAAGAGUACACGGAUAAUGUUGUUUUGCAGACUCAGUUUCACAGGCAGUUCCUCAAACAGUUUCGAGAUGACUGUAUCAAGAAAUCUGCGAACAAAGACCUACUAGCUGAGAACAUAGGGGUAUGGACGAAAGGGUUGCAGCACAAUUAUGCAUUAGAGAAGGAGGUAAAGCACACCAUGACAGAAAUUACAGCUGAGAUUAAGCAGAAGCAAAUGAAGAUAAACAUGAUCCGCCAGGAGAUUGAGAAGCUUCAUGAACAAGCCAAGAGUAAAGAGUUAAUGAAGUCCCAAUAUAAAGCAAAUAAGGACCGGUUAAAUAACCUGCAGAAAGUCCGACUCGUAUUUCAGGAUCAGUUGCAGAUGGAAUUGCGAACAAUUCAUGAUGCAAAGUUCCAGUUUGUGUUUCGGGGGAUCGGCCCAGAUGAUAACCGUCCAUACAUCAUCACAAUGGGAAUCAACAACGACAGAUCAUAUCUGAUUUUCUCGUGCCAGCCUUCCAUCGAGUGUUUGCCGGACUUGGAGAGACAACUUCAAGAGACCAAGAACCUGGCAGUUUUCCUGUCGAACGUGAGGCUGCAGUUUGUUUCCCAAGCUCACAAGAUGUAAUUAAUAUUAAAAAAAAAAAUACACAAAUAGGAUUUUUUUUUUUUUUUUUUUU